Molecule: messenger RNA, 810 nt
Organism: Peniophora sp. CBMAI 1063
Lineage: Eukaryota; Fungi; Basidiomycota; Agaricomycetes; Russulales; Peniophoraceae
Source: the annotation of a GenBank genome assembly
AUGGACUGCUGCCGCAACCAUCUGGUGCUUACUUCUAGCACCACGGGCACUGAACACACUGGUUUUGGACUUGAGAAGGCGCUUUCUGUGCUUGCUCUUCUGCCUGAUGUUAAGGCUCAUAUGAGUUCUUUGAGCUUGCUCAAGCAUCUUAUGAUGUGGCAGUUUUGUGGCAUGCUCUUGAGCUUAUAUUGGUGGCUUGGAGAAGAUAGCACUCAGCUUGUCAAAGAUAUGCGUGAGACGCUUGCUAUGCAUGGCACGCAGGAAGUCUAUGACCGUUAUCCUCUGUGUGCUGAGCUGUUUCUUCGCAUUGCUGCUUUUGUCAAGCUCCGUUACCGCGCAGCGGCUGGGAAGUCAAAGACCGGUCUAGAAGCAGCUGGCAAUUCAGAGUUCCUACAGGAACUAUUAGAUGACUCCAUCGCGGAUCUCGCUCUCAUUCCCCCCUCAGCUCUUCCUUCUUUAGAUGGUACACCAUUGCCACUGUCAGAUUUGAUAGAGCUUACUUGUGAGCCUUUCGAGAGCACCACUGAGAUGUGCACAGUUCAUCUCCGCCUUUGCGAAUGCUUCCAAUCUACCAUCCAUGACCAUGUGAUGGGCUCUGGACUUCUACGAUUUCUGGAGACCUUGGAUGCUUGUACCAGCCAGCCCAAGCCACCCAAACGCUCGCGCAAGCAUCAGGCAGAAGCUUCUACACCAGCUAAUGCUGAGCAGCGGAUCAUGAUUCUGGGUUCCGUCCUUGAAGUCAUCUACUCUGUUGCCGGCAGCGAUACUAUCUUCUGCGCACCAGUCAUUGACAACAUCUUAUCUGACUAG